AUGGAUGGAGUUGGUCACUUUGGAUUGAAUGGUAGUAUCAACACUGCAAAUGGUAGUAGUAAUGCUGUUGGUGGUGGUGCUGGAGGAGGAGCAGGAGGAGGAGGUAUCUAUGUAAAGAGUGACUUUAAAAAGACGACAAAUAUAUUCUCAAAGGUGUAUGAAGACAUACUUUCAACCUACUCUCAAUCAGUUUCAAAUAAUCCUUUAAAGAAAAGAAGACAAUCAACACCACCCAUAAACUUGGCAAGUGAUAAUUAUAACCCAAAUUAUAUAAUAGGAUGUCAAUUAUCAGUUUGGCAUGAUACGGCAGGACCUGUCGUCGAACAGUUAUGGACGACACCUGAAUACAAUCUACCAAGUGAAUUUCAAUCAUUCAUGGCUCGACAAACACUUUGUGGUCUCGAUACUAAAAUCACAUCGGAAGAGAUGAGAUUCAACAUCUAUCCAGAACACUCAAUCAUGUCAUCAUCUAUCAUUUUCAAUGCUAGAUACAAUGACAAGAUCACAAAGUUUGCAUUGUCAUUGUAUAUGGAUCUUUCUAAAUUGUCAAUCUAUCAACAUAUUCAUGAUAUUAUUGCCGAUAGAUUAUCAAUGUUGGCUUCUUUUAUAUUAAGAAAUUAUUGUAAUAAUAUUGCCGAUCAAAUAUCUUUUACCAAAGAAUUGGUUUUAGUUUGUAUUAAUUUAGAACACUUAUAUUCAUCCAAUUAUCCUCAUGUAGAUAUUCUAUCUACCUUUUUAAUGGAUGCUAAACCUCAAGACAAUGAUUUUUUUGUAAAAGUCAUAACUUCACAUCUUCAAACAAAUGGAUCGACAGUUGUAUUUGGUACACAACAAGCUCAAGUACUUAAAUGGUUGGAUACAUUGUCAUUAUUUUUAACGCCAAACGAAAAGGCACUCUCUACUAGAAUAUUAACCAACAAAGAGUACAUUCCCGAUCUUGUGAUACAGGGAUUGAUCGAUGUCUCACUCAAACAAAUCGAAGAGAAUAUUUAUUUAUCACUCAAACCAGUCACAGUGGUUGAUCUCGACAAAAUGGAAAUAUUCCAAACUCACAUUCAAUAUCGUUAUACAAGUUAUCGUGAAGACAUUUUAAAAAAUAUUUUAUUACAAUCUCAAACGAGAUCAGAUGAUAAAAGUUUAAAUAGAUUUAAAGAUCCAUCUAUUUAUAUUCAAAAGAUGGUUACAGAAGUAUAUAGUUUACCAAUGGAAAUGAGAGAAAUUUAUUUAAUUCACUAUAUGAAAUUAUUACUUCGAAAGGCUAGUUUUGUAGUCGCCUAUUCUCAAUCCAAUGAAUGUUUAGGUAUCAAUUUUGCAAAGAAAUUAAAAUCAGAUUUAAAUUUACCAAGCGAAAGUGAUGUCUAUACUCUAUUUGGAGUUGCAGAAAAAUUACAAUUGAAUCUAUUCAUAUCAGCAAUUAAAUUGGAGGAAAUGGAAAGAGCAUUUACAAUGUUUACCGAUGGUUUUUAA
This is a messenger RNA of Cavenderia fasciculata, 1467 nucleotides long. RefSeq lists its product as uncharacterized. Gene Ontology annotation, cellular component: endosome; autophagosome. The transcript is spliced from 6 exons. NCBI's taxonomy places the organism in Eukaryota, Evosea, Eumycetozoa, Acytosteliales, Cavenderiaceae. Gene Ontology annotation, biological process: endocytosis; autophagy. Gene Ontology annotation, molecular function: guanyl-nucleotide exchange factor activity. The record is from RefSeq and is a predicted model, not a curated record. The coding region runs from base 1 to 1467 and encodes 488 amino acids.